AUGUCCCCUCCGCGCAAGCGCGAGGCCACCCCCGACCUGACAGAUGUGGUCUCUGUCCUACAUCGGAAACGCCGUCUGACGCAAUGGGAUAUUAAGCCACCCGGAUAUGAGAAUGUUACGGCGGAGCAGGCCAAGUUGUCAGGCAUGUUUCCCCUUCCCGGUGCGCCCCGACAGCAGCCCAUGGAUCCCAGUCGUCUGCAGGCUUUCAUGAACCAAUCUACCACUGGGUCUGCAGAUGCCGCCUCGCUGAAGCCGUCGCACUCGCGCCAGGCCAAGCGACUGUUUGUCUACAAUAUCCCCCCGAACGUCACAGGCGAGGCGCUGUUGUCGUUCUUCAACCUUCAGCUAAAUGGCCUGAAUGUCGUCCAGAGUGUGGAUCCCUGCAUUUCCGCGCAGGUUUCCGAUGACCACUCGUUUGCCCUUUUGGAAUUCAAGUCGCCUAACGAGGCUACGGUUGCCCUUGCAUUCGACGGAAUCACGAUGGAUGAACAUGCUUCUAUGGACGGUGCCGGUAAAGGUGAAGUCAAGGGCCUGGAAGUACGUCGUCCGAAGGACUACAUCGUCCCCAACGGCAGUGCGGACCAGGAGUACCAGGAAGGAGUUCUGUUGAACGAAGUCCCUGACUCGCCCAACAAGAUCUGCGUCUCGAACAUCCCCCAGUAUAUCCAGGAGGAGGCUGUUAUCAUGCUGUUGAAAUCUUUUGGUGAAUUGAAGUCGUUCGUUUUGGUCAAGGACGCUUCGACGGAAGAGUCUCGGGGAAUUGCUUUCUGCGAAUACGCCGAUCCUACAGCUACGAGCAUUGCGGUUGAAGGUCUGAACGGAAUGGAGAUCGGCGACCGUCCUCUCAAGGUUGUGCGUGCCAGUAUCGGAAUGACGCAGGCCGCUGGACUGGACAUGGGCGUCAACGCUAUGUCCAUGUUCGCAAAGACCACGUCUCAAGAUCUGGAGACCAGCCGCGUGCUGCAGUUGCUGAAUAUGGUGACGGCGGAGGAGCUGAUUGACAAUGAUGAUUACGAAGAAAUUUGCGAGGAUGUGCGUGAAGAGUGCUCGAAAUACGGUCAGGUCCUUGAGCUCAAGGUGCCGCGUCCCUCUGGUGGUAGCCGUCAGUCUCCUGGUGUUGGCAAGAUCUUCGUCAAGUUCGACACGGUAGAAUCGGCCACGAAGGCAUUGAAGGCGCUUGCAGGCCGGAAGUUUUCCGAUCGAACUGUUGUUACGACAUACUAUGGGGAGUGCAAUAUCUGA
Aspergillus terreus NIH2624 is the source of this 1242-nucleotide messenger RNA. RefSeq names its product splicing factor u2af large subunit. Gene Ontology annotation, molecular function: poly-pyrimidine tract binding; pre-mRNA 3'-splice site binding. The transcript is spliced from 5 exons. Gene Ontology annotation, cellular component: U2-type prespliceosome; nucleus; U2AF complex. NCBI's taxonomy places the organism in Eukaryota, Fungi, Ascomycota, Eurotiomycetes, Eurotiales, Aspergillaceae. The record is from RefSeq and is a predicted model, not a curated record. Gene Ontology annotation, biological process: mRNA processing. The coding region runs from base 1 to 1242 and encodes 413 amino acids.